AACCCGCCCGGGCGGCCAGGAGCAAGCUGCAAACAGAGAGACACAUAUACACACAGAGACAGAGAGAGAGAGAGAGAUUGGGGCAAUAAAACAACCGGAUAACUCCUCGCAUUUUAUUCAGAACCUUCACUGUUCCCAUCGAGGGAGGGCCUGAAGAAACUGUUGGCGAGGAUUUUGGGGGGAGCAGAGGGAGAGAAGCUGCUGCUGGCUUUGUGCAGCAGUCAGAGAGAGGGAGGAGGAGGAACCUGGGGGGGGGGGGGUGGAAUGACCGGUCUGAGGAGGAGGAGGAGGAGGUGAUGCUCCAGGAAGGACGACAGCUUCUUCCCUUUGACUGAGGAGCCGCCGCCGCCGCCGCCCACCCACCCUCUCCCCCUCCCUGUCUCGGUUCUUCGCCUCUCGGUGCGGUCAUGGUGGGGACAUCGUGGUCCCCGUGCCCCCAGCGCUCCUCGGCCGUCGCUCGGUGCCUCUGGCUUCUCGCCGUGUUAGCACUGAGCCGCCUGCCGGUGGCACUGCCCGCCAACCCACUCUCCAGCACCGAGUGUCAAAGCGGAAAAGGCAAAGGAACAAACUGCUCAGAGUUCAAUGAGCGAGAAAAUGAUUUCAAGAUGUGCGAUGAGACCACAUGUAAAUUUGAUGGUGUGUGUAAGGAAAUUGGGGAUGACUUGACAUGUUCAUGCCAAUUCCACUGUCAUACACAUUACAUCCCUGUCUGUGCAUCCAAUGGAGAUACUUAUCAGAAUGAAUGUUUCAUGAGGCUAGCUGCAUGCAAAUAUCAGAAAGAAAUCACAGCUGUAACCGAAGGCCCAUGUUAUACAGAAAAUGGCUCUGGGUCUGGCGAAGGAGAAUAUGAAGGCUCAGGAACAGAAAGACGGCAAAAACAUGUAAAGUGUGGAAAAUGCAAGUAUGGGGCUGAAUGUGAUGAAGAUGCAGAGGACGUCUGGUGUGUGUGCAAUAUAGACUGCAGCAGAUUCAACUACAACCCGGUGUGUGCAUCUAAUGGAAAAUCAUAUGAUAGUCCUUGCCUUGUCAAAGAAGCAUCCUGCCAGAGACAGGAAUGGAUUGAAGUAAAACGGCUUGGUAAAUGCCAAGAUGACACUGCUUCUUUGGGGAAAGACAAUGGAUUUCAGCUGGGUACAGAAGUUAAAGAUGCCAGUGAUCAAAGAGAAGAUAUUUACACCGGGAACUACCAGCCGUGUUCAGAAAAUAUCUGCAUGCAUGGCAAGUGUGAAUAUAUUUAUGCUCGCCGAGAGACAUCCUGUCUCUGUGACUCUGGAUACAUUGGACAGCGCUGUGAAAACAGAGACUUCAGUAUUCUAUAUGUUGUUCCAAGUGGGCAAAAACUUCACUAUGUCUUAAUUGCAGCAAUAAUUGGAGCUGUGCAGAUUGCCAUAAUAGUUGCUGUGGUGAUGUGUAUAACAAGGAAAUGCCCAAAAAAUAACCGAGGCCGCCGACAGAAACAAAACCUAGGACAUUUUAACGCAGACUGCACCACUUCAUCAAGGAUGGUCUAGUUUAUCAUUUUUAUACCUUUUUUCUUCAUUUGCCAUGUCUCACCAAUUGCUGAAUUAUAAGUGAUUUUUCUUUUCCUAAGAAGAAGAUUUUUGUUUCAGAGGCCUUUGUUUUCUGAGCCUGUGCCAGCAUAGAAAUGACUGUGCCUGGUGAUAUGACCAGGAUGCUCGAGUGAUAGAUAAAUAAAUGACAGUCUAUUCAUAACUGACAGUUUCUCCAUCAACCAGUAGGAGGGUUCUUUGAUUUUUAGAAAAAAAAAUUCAAACUGAAAUGCAGGAACAAGUCAAGACGACACAGCUGGCCUCAAAAUGAAAUACUAAUGAAAGGACCAUUUUUGUACUUCACGAGCAGAAUUUUGCUCUUUAUUUAUGCCACUCACAUGUUGUGUAAUAACCUUGCCACAAUGUUAAUAGUAAAUUACAAAUGACACUUGAAAGGCAGAGAACUACUUGAGGGAGUUUUGAGUAAGGGAUUGACUGAACCUGCUAAAGACAAGAGGAUUAAAGAAAAGGGAAUUAAAUGUUUACAACUAACUUUCCUUGCAAGAAACGAAGGGAUUUUUUUUGAAGUUAUUAGGGAAUGAUGCAUUUUCAAACACUAUUUGCAUGAUUUGUGGAGCUGUGUUCUGUGAUUAGUUUAAAUUCAAAGCUGUUUGGAUUGAGUAUGUGGUCGACAUCUGAGCCGUGCCAUUUGGAUAACUCUGAGUCCACAGCUAUAUUUGACUCCCCUUGGUGUAAAUUUAGUAACUCAUCAAUGUAACUGGUGGUGCUUAUGGUGUGUGCCACAGGGAAAAAAAAUUGUUUUGUAGAACAAGACUUUAGGUUGAUCAUUUGGUGUAUUUAUUGAGAUUCAAAUGGUUUUAAAAGUUGCAUUGAUACACUGUUAUUAGUCACCAUCAUGCUGUGAUAAAAUACACUGUAAUUAUUUAAACAUGCGUUGUAUUUGAGAUUACGUUGCAAACGGUACUAAAAUCUCAACAGUGUCACCUACUGGGCAUGUGUGUUUAGGAUUGUGGUUUAACAAAGUUUCAUGGUUCUGUCACUGCAGUGACAAGGGUGUGAUCUGCCUUUAUAACACAAUACUGCAUUAUGCUGAAAUUCAAAGCAAUUUUGACCUCAGCAAAAUUAAGUGGUGCCAUUCGGUUCUCAUCUUAUCUGUCAAAAUUCUGGAAGCACCAUUUCACAGAAUCUGUUUUUUAUUUUAUUGCAAAUUAUCAAUUUUCAAAUAUUUAAUACGAGUGCUGAAGUUCACUUCAAUGAGGUUGUGCUAGCUUAUUCGUAAACAUAGUCCAUAGCCUAUAGUUUCACAAUAAAUAUAUUUCCUCUCUUUUAAAAGAAAGUAAGCACUGGUUUGACAGAAAAUGCAUUUUACUGCAGCAGAUUGCAAGAACCCUCUCCCUUUAAAACCUAGAUCAUGACACUUAGUGGUUACUUCAGAAAUAUGUCAAUGAAGUAAAAUCGAAGGGCUAACAUUAAAGAUGUUUUACCAUAAUGUUUCAGUAAAAUGCUAACUUUUUUAAAGAUCAGUGAAUACGGUACACCCUUCAUUUAAAAUGUGUUUUCGUUUCACACUACAGAACACUGAAAAUGACACACACUUUAAAAACAGCCUAGACUCAUGUCAGCAGGUUGUGAGAUUAGGUUCCAUUCCACAGGUCUUAGCACUUAGUUUGAAUUGCCACUUUAGAAUAGUUUUGAAGGAUUGCUACACUCGCAGAGGUUGCAUUUUUUUCAAUGAGUUCUUAAAUUGAUGGCCUUGUCUUUGUCCUCAGGUAGCUGAAUAGGAUGCCAUGGUAUGAUUUGAAGAGAAGGGGAAUUCUUUACAAUGUCAAGUCCUAGCCAAUGUUUAAAUGUCUGAUUAUAUCUAAACAUAAAUGGUUAAGCGUCAUUUGAACAGUUAUCUGUUAAUUUAUUAAAUUGCUACCAUAUAUAUUUGAGUAAUUGUUAAUCUCUUGUCAAGGUUGACUCUUGACUUUGGCCAAAAAUCAUUCAUUUUUCAUGCACCUCAUAUACAGGUUGACCUCCAACACCUAAAACCCCAAAGCCUGUAUUCUCUGCACACUUAUGACUGAAAUCAAACUCACACUGGCACAAACCCAAUUGGUAGAAUCAUAGAAUAGCAUAUUAUUGAAGGCAGUUAGGCAACUCCUCAUGUCUAUGCACAUACCUAUGAAGACCAGGUCUGAGGAAAUAAACUCCAGUCUAGCAACUGAUGGAAGAGGAUAGAUCUCAACCUCUCUAAAAUGUUAUUCGUGAAAAAAAAUCAGCCCUUUAUUUUAUAUCUAACCAUUGAGUCUUAGGAACUCAACUUAUCUAAAACUACACGUUCUCACAAUCAAAUGGCAUUUCAAUAUAGGUCCUUGCUGUGUACAAAUUGGUUGCUGCAGUUCCUGCGUUACAAGAGUGAUCAGAAUUAUAAAAUCAUUCAGUGGCUGUAAAAUGUUUUGGGAUGUGCUGAGGUCAUGAAAGGUGCUAUAAAAUGCAACUCUUUAUUUCUUUUUUAUCUGGAUAUUAUUUUGUAAGGGUUUAAUUUACAAUAAAGAUUAUCGCGGCAAAUGUUAUUGCUAUGUAUAAAAUGAUCAGAGAUACACUGUUUUUGGCCAGUCUCUGUCCUCAAGAGUGAUCCUAACAUUUUAGUCCUUUGCUUUUUCAAUAAACCCUCUUGUUCUUAUGCCAA
Messenger RNA from Stegostoma tigrinum, 4185 nucleotides. Its product is annotated as tomoregulin-1-like. The record is from RefSeq and is a predicted model, not a curated record. NCBI's taxonomy places the organism in Eukaryota, Metazoa, Chordata, Chondrichthyes, Orectolobiformes, Stegostomatidae. The coding region runs from base 408 to 1511 and encodes 367 amino acids. The transcript has 10 exons. Gene Ontology annotation, molecular function: protein binding.